GGGGGUCAUACCUGACUCUCUCACCCAACAUGGCGCGCGUGAGCAUUGUUAUGGUUGUUGCCGUGGCAUGCAUGAGCCUUGCAGGGCUGUGCUCGGGCAUGGCUGUGGAUGUGGAGCGGAGCUUGGCGGCGAGCCGUGCGCAGGCCAUGCUUGCCUCGCCUGCCUUCCAAGCCGACCUGACAGCUGUCGAGUUGGCCAUGUCCUCUCCUCGUCCUGCAGACUCUGCUGAUUAUGCCCGUGCCGUUGCUGAAGGCCAUCAUCUUCCCUGUGCUCUCUGCUCCAUCGCAUUCAAUGAGAUCUUUGCUCUCAUGAUGGAGAACGAUACUGUCGCCUUUAUCCAGGACGAGCUCAACAAGGAUUUCUGCCCGCGGAUGCCGGCCUCGCUCCAGGCCCCGUGCAAGCUGCUGGUUGCCUCGCUUCCGGCCAUUUUCGACGACAUUGGUGACAAGGUGUCGAUUGCCAACACGUGCGUCAAGCUCGAUUUCUGCAAGCAGCCGUGGGCGGACGACCAUCCGGAGACGAUGGACAUUCCAUCGUACACGAUCGACCUCGACGCGGCGCCGGAGAACCGGUUUGCGCAAGUGUGCGCCAACAAGACGUUCAUCCACGAGCUGACUGACAUGUUUGAUUGGAUCGCGGCCGGGCUGGAGGACGGCGGCAAGCGCAUUGUCGAGUUUGGCAACACCAUCAACAAGUUCCUCCCUGCUGAGUACUCGGGCGAGCUUGCCGGGUGCGCCAAGGCGCUCGACAUUGACGCCGGCUGGCUGGCGUUUGUGCAGGUGGCGUACACGGCGUCGGACGCCUGCACGUCGAUGAUUCUGGCGACGCCCGACUCGCAGUCGGUCAUCCACGGGCGCAACCUCGAUUUUUGGUCGGGGCUCUCGUUUGCUGGCACGCUCAAGAACUGCACCUUUUACGGCACCUUUACCAAGGGCGGCAAGACAGCAUACGAGAUCACCAUGAUCGGCGGGAUGUUUGGCUCGCUGACCGGCGUCGUGCCCGGUGGGCACGCUUCGACGGUCAACACCCGGUUUGUGCCGGGCGGGUUGUGGGCGUAUGUGGAGAUGAUUGUCAACGACAUCAUCCAGCACGACUCGACGCUUGUGCUCUUUGCCACUCGCAACGCUCUGGCGGCCGGGUACUCGUGGGCCGAUGCCGUCAAGUACCUCUCGUCUGUCCGCCUCCCGUCGGACGUCUACUUUACCAUCUCGGGCGUGUCCAAGAACGAGGGCAUCAUUGUUGCCCGUGCCGCAGACUCGGUCUUCAACACCACCGCGCUCGAUGUCGACUCUGGCAAGUGGUGGGUGGGCGUGACCAACUACCCGUGGGGUCCGGGCGCGCCGCCCAACGGCUCGCCGUGGUUCGACCAGCGGUACAUCCCGCUUAUGGACCACCUCGAGCAUCUUGGCCACGCCAACGUUAACAUGGACGCCGCGUGGGACGUGCUCUCCAUCAAGCCGACGUUCAACCUGCAGACCGUCACGUCGAACGUCAUCGUCGCCGCUAACGGCACCCUUCACUCGGCCUCGCGCUGGUGCCCGUGGCCGUGCGCGCAGUAAGCACGCCUACAAGCUGUCUGGUCGCUUGCACCGCCACCGUCUCUCAUCAAACGCUGACUUUUGUCCA
Messenger RNA from Thecamonas trahens ATCC 50062, 1626 nucleotides. Its product is annotated as N-acylsphingosine amidohydrolase. Gene Ontology annotation, molecular function: hydrolase activity, acting on carbon-nitrogen (but not peptide) bonds. The record is from RefSeq and is a predicted model, not a curated record. NCBI's taxonomy places the organism in Eukaryota, Apusomonadida, Apusomonadidae. The coding region runs from base 30 to 1559 and encodes 509 amino acids. The transcript is spliced from 2 exons.